CAGCGCGUGUCGUACACGCCCAUUUCCUCCUCCUCCUCCUCCUCCUCCUUCAUUUCCAUAUUUUACUUCACUUCCCUUAAAGCUGCCCUAAAGCCACGCUCUAUAAAGAAAUUACAACGUGACGGAGACGGUGAAGGUGACGGCGUUAUAGGCAUUGGCAUUUUGAGCUAUAAGAAAGAAAACAAAAAUGGGUCAGGCAUUUCGUCGAGCAUCUGGAAGAAUCAGAGCGCCACCCGACCCACCUCCAAGUAGGGUCACUGAUCGGAGGCCGCCGGUGACCUCCACCGAAAAGGUGGAGAUAUCAAGUACCACCACCACCAAUCAGAACAGUCCUGGCUCUGAUGGUGCUCCAAGAAUUAAUCCCGACAAUGUCCUUGAAGAACGAGAUACACAGUAUGAUGCAAUGCUUAGUCAAAUGGUGGGUAGAAUUAAAUCGAAGCCUGGAGGGAAGCUCGAAACUGGUGAGGCACCUGUAGUUGAAAGGUACGAUAGGCCCAUGCCAAAGCUGAGAAACACGAAACCUGAUUCUGGCAGAUAUGAAGAAAGGGCUGUUGCUCCAGGAACUCUGAAUGUGGCACAACUGCGCCACAUCAUUCUCAUGUAUCAAGGCAAGGCUGAUGAUCAUGAAGGACCUAUGAACAUCCAGCAAAUCGCUGAAAAGUUUCGACUUGAAGUUGCACAAGUCCAGAGGAUCCUGCAGUUCUUAUCACUGCCUCCAGAGGAUAACAACAAACAGAAAAGCCAUCGGUGAAAGAUUGCAGGUUUACCUGCUCUGCUGCACUACUGACAGCAUAUUCUAUUGAAUAAGAGUCGGUGCCGGGAUUUCAUGUCCUUCAUUAUAGAGCAAAACAGCAAACAUAACUAUUUAUUGACCGUUCUUGUAAACAAAAUUUUGUACAAUAAUAUGUUUUGUCGAGUAUCUCUGUCAGCAAAUUUUGUUAGUAAA
Populus trichocarpa (black cottonwood) is the source of this 946-nucleotide messenger RNA. RefSeq lists its product as uncharacterized. NCBI's taxonomy places the organism in Eukaryota, Viridiplantae, Streptophyta, Magnoliopsida, Malpighiales, Salicaceae. The record is from RefSeq and is a predicted model, not a curated record. The coding region runs from base 188 to 751 and encodes 187 amino acids. The transcript is spliced from 3 exons.